AUGGUGAAGCCACGCCCAGCGCCUCGACGCUCUGAGUUCCCACGUCAACUACCGGCGGACUCUUUGCUCGCGGCAAGCGAAUCUGAGCUUGCUCUUCGUAACUUUGACGCUUUGCGUCUUAACGCGCUCAAACUUGCUCCGACGCCAACUAAUGCGGCGGAGCUGCAUCGCAUGUGGAUUCCUUGUCCUCAUGCGAUCAAGCGUAAGCAUCUCGCUGAGGUGCUUGAUGAGCUUGCGAAGGACGACCAACCACAGUUGUGGAAGGACGCUCGUCAGGCUCGUCUUUUGCAAGACUUCAAGCUGAUCCCUAAUGCGGGGAUCCGUUUUACGUGCACGGCCUACGACACUGCUUCCAAGCUUAGCUUGGUUAAGCUCAAUGCGUUUGGCUCGCAAAUCCAGGUCGCUCGGUUUUCGAAGUACGGUUCUCGUUACUUCGUUGACUUGGUCCGUCUUCCCGAUGAAGUAUCGGACCGCAUGAUUUUUGAUUGGUUUGCUACACGUGGUGCACCUCCUACGUGCGUGCUACCAACGUUCGUGCGCAACGGCCUUCCCUCGCGGGAAAGGACUGUUUAUUUCGGACAAGAUCAGGCGCCAUCUGUUUUGGUCCCAUCUCAAGAUGCUCCUCUUCGAGAAAUUGAAUUCGAGUCGCCGGAUGACGGCAUGGUGAAACUUCGUGCUUGUUUCGUGAACCACAAGGUUGCUCGUUACAACAGGGUCACGCCUCCGUCUAUUCGCCUUCGACAGGAAGAAGAGGCCGCACGUCAGGAGGCUGAAUCUGCACGGUCUCCGGCUUCUGAUACGGCUGCACUAUCCAGUGCGCCUAUCCAAUCUGAUCCUCAGGGAUUUGCAUCGUCUCUCAAAGAAUCCAUUGGUCGAAGGGCCCGUGAAUCUCUACUUGAUUCUUCACUGGAUUUACAAGCUGAUUCAUCAGGCUCUCUGGUUGCGCCUUCGGAUCAUGACACCUCUCCUACUGAUGACGUCGCCAUGUCGGAUGACGACGUUGGGUCGGCACUGGGUGAUGCUGUCGACGAUUCUGUUUCGGACCCUUCCGACUUCAACUUGGAGGCAUUUUUGGGUGAAGUUAUCAAUGCCCCCAAGAUUAAUCCCGGUGCGCCGCUAUGGGCAAAAGCGGGUACCAAUCGUAAGGCUCUUUACGGUCGUUCUGGCGCUGAUCUGGUUGAAGCCAAGUCGAUCAAGUAUGACUUCGACGCUGACGCUGGUACAGCUCAAGCGACUGGCCUCGUCAAGCCAAAUUACUACCAUUCGCUAUGGUUUGAGGACGCUGACCCGGACGUCGCUCAAUGGCAGUACGAUCUCGAAGUCCGUCAUGAGGAAGACGACGAGACUUGUGUGGAGUGUGGUCCUGUUGCUGCCGACAAGAAGGCCUACACCUCCAUCAUAGCCCCAUACACUAUUGGCUAUGAAGUUGAGAGUAUGACACGACUGGAACUCACCAAGUGUGUUGACUCCUUUCUUAAAGACCUCUGUUCCCGUACCCCGCUCGAACAAUUGGCUACGGUUGAGGCUAACCCGGGACUUAUGCUCCCGGCUAUGGCGUCUAAAGAUCGCCUCGACACUCUCGCCCAUUACCGAAGUGUCUGUCGGCUUUUGGCUCAUACUCGUCCUGGUACGAGUGUGGCUCAGUCGCAAUGUUCAAGGGUUCUUCAUGCGACGGGCAAGGCAAAAACCAUGCUCAAAAAACUCUUGGGUCAUGGACCUCCUCUUUCGGCUCAAGACAAGAAGUCUCUUUUUGUUCUUUCCAGCUGGGAUUUGGUGCUUCACAUUAUGGCACCGACGGUCUAUCAUGACCCCAUCAAGCUUUUCGUCCUCACGGAUACUAUCCCGGACUUUCUCGUUAAUUUGACGGUUCCGCUGCUUUCGGAUAACACCCUUUGGCUCCUCGGUUUCAGCUCUUUUGCGAAAGACCUUUUGCAGUACGAGACUGUGCCCGAUUUUUUAAAGUCUUUGGUUCAGGCUGUCCAAGCCUUGAAACCUGAUGCGGAAGGGUCCCUAAGUCCUAGCCUUCAUUUCUAG
Peronospora matthiolae is the source of this 2034-nucleotide messenger RNA. Lineage: Eukaryota; Oomycota; Peronosporomycetes; Peronosporales; Peronosporaceae. The record is from the annotation of a GenBank genome assembly.